Molecule: messenger RNA, 2492 nt
Organism: Bradysia coprophila
Lineage: Eukaryota; Metazoa; Arthropoda; Insecta; Diptera; Sciaridae
Product: protein phtf-like
Cellular component (GO): endoplasmic reticulum
Source: RefSeq, a predicted model, not a curated record
UCAUUUGCACAUACACAAGUAAACAAUCAAUGCAUUAAUCACACAAUAAGUAUUUCUGCAAUAAGUAAUUGUUUCCAAAAAAAAGUCAUGCUCAGAGUGAUAUUGACUGAUGAAGAACUAUAUUCUAACACGGCAGCGACAAAACUUGUUUACAAACUUUUCGAAUUAAAAUAAAUGUGACUGGAGCGGCGUACAACGGCUAGAUGAAGAAUCUAAAUCAGUUAGUCGGAUGGUAUCAAAAUAAUAUCAGCAAAUAUGACAAAAAUAAGUGGGAUAGUUCCGUGAAUAAUCAGACAAUAAACGCAUACGGCAAAUAUCCGAAACCCAACAAACAAAAGCCUGAAUUAAUUGAUGUAGACACGUUGGUAAGAGGCUCAUCAUACACCAAGGCUAAAACGAAGCAGAAUCUAUUCACUGUGAUACGGUUAGCGUUGAUUCGUUUCCUGCUGUUACCGCUUUACUCACAAUGGUGGGUCCAACAGACAUCACGAAAAAUUUACAAUUUUCUGCUGACUUUGUACGCGCUUCAAGUAUUCAAUUUUGGUAUGUACAUCUACGUCACCAGUUACUGCGAAGAGAACAUUGUUAUAGUGAGAGAUCUAAUGCUACCUAAUUUAUUGAGUUUACUGCUGUCGGUCAUUCAUUCUCAAAUUGUGGCUACAACCGACGGCAGAGUGAAAUCAUCGAUCGAUUUGCAAGAAAAGAGAAGACGACUAAGUCGGAGAAAUGUUAAAAGGAAAACGUCGUGGAGAGGAUCAUCUACUUCAUCGAAAGCUUCGUCGGCUAAAUUUGGUGCUGACCAAGGGGAACCAUUCAACGGCAACAAAUUCAAUGUCCAUCGAAAUAGCUCAACCAAUUGUCCGCCAGGAUUGAAGAAACGAAACGCGGACUGGAAUCACGUCUACAGUCCAUAUCGGUUGAAUAAGAAUCGGUUGGAGUCGAAUUUGGAAUUGAAUUUAGAGGUCGAGCGAAUGCAAAAUUGUGAGGACACGAAUGCAGAAAGUGAACGAAGUGAAUGGUCCAACAUUGACCAUGGUUUUGAAAGUUUCAAUGGAAAAUCGUCGAGUAGCGACGAACUGGGAACAACAGCCAGGGUUCCUCAAAUUCAGACUACAUCAGAGAACAAGGAAGAAGAGAACCAAUAUUUGACCGUUAAGCCAAACGUUUUACUCAACGGUCAAAGGGUGCAGGAAGAUGUUGACAAAAAUUGUUAUCUAUCACCCACGAGUGGUCAGACCAAUACAGUUUUCACUUCACCUUGGCUCGGUGUAACUAGCAACAGUGAGUGCAGCUACAGUUCGGGAAGUGAAUCGGAUUCGAUGUCUGACCGAUCGGAAAACAAUAGCUUUCCGCUUGCACACACAUUUAAACCCGUCAACGAUAAAAUUUCUUGUUCAUUGUGGCGUGGCAAUAAAUUAACCAAAGUUGAGAUGUCCGUACUCGAUAUAUCCACAUCAAUCACCAAUAAAGUUGAAACGAUGACAAAAUCUUCGGAUUACAUUUACAUCGGCUUGAUGCUCAGCGUUUUGUUGACAUUGGUUCCCGUACUUUGUAGAAUAUGUGAAGCGGCGUUCGAUUCUACCACCACCGAGUUCACCAUUCUCGAUAUGCCUGCGAUUCUUAUGGAAAUGAUUCCGAAAGUCACUAUCAUCAACAGUGCUUUCGGUCAAACGUUUUCGGAAAAACUAUUCCUGUCGAUCGGACUCCUGCUGCGAUUUUGCUUGACUGCGUUGCUCUUCUUCAUGUUAGCGGUUGCUGAGAGAACUUUCAAGGAAAGGCUACUGUACGCAAAACUCUUCUCACAUCUAACAUCCAGCCGCAGAGCUCGAAAAUCAGAGGUGCCACAUUUUCGUCUGAGCAAGUUGCGUAACAUUAAGACUUGGCUCAGCGUUCGAUCUUAUUUGAAGAGACGUGGACCACAGCGAUCUGUCGAUGUCAUUGUAUCUACCACCCUAAUGUUGUGCUUGGUGUUUGUAUCGUUUCUAUGUGCCGAAUCGCUUAAUGACUCGGUUCAGCAACAUUGGCAUUAUGAUUUGGAAGUGUUCAUUUGGUCGUGUUCACUGGGAUGCUUUAUUCUGCGAUUCAUGACCUUGGGCACAGCAAUUAACGACAAAUAUCGAAGUGUAUCGAUCUUGAUCACGGAGCAAAUCAAUUUGUAUCUUAAGAUGGAACAAAAUCCGGUAAAGAAAGACAGUUUUGCUGCAGCGAACAAUGUACUGAAAUUGGCCGCGGAUUUAUUGAAGGAAAUUGAAGUGCCAUUUAAGAUAUCUGGCUUCAACAUCAAUCCAUACGUGAGUGCUGGCAUAAGAGUUCUGAUCGUAUCAGCCUUAUCGGGCAUAUGCAGUGAAAUUUUGGGUUUCAAGCUGAAAUUAUUUAAGUUUAAGGAGUGAUAAUGGGAAAGGAUUAAGGAAAAUGCGAGCAAAAUUUUAUUAUUAAAUGUACUUAAGUUUAAGUGAAAAUAAAGAGGAAGCCAAAGAUUUUGGAGCAAUUGA